This is a messenger RNA of Acipenser ruthenus (sterlet), 1914 nucleotides long. Its product is annotated as intermediate conductance calcium-activated potassium channel protein 4-like. Gene Ontology annotation, molecular function: calmodulin binding; small conductance calcium-activated potassium channel activity; intermediate conductance calcium-activated potassium channel activity. Gene Ontology annotation, cellular component: plasma membrane; neuron projection; neuronal cell body. NCBI's taxonomy places the organism in Eukaryota, Metazoa, Chordata, Actinopteri, Acipenseriformes, Acipenseridae. Bases 29 to 1561 code for a protein of 510 amino acids. The transcript is spliced from 9 exons. The record is from RefSeq and is a predicted model, not a curated record. Gene Ontology annotation, biological process: potassium ion transmembrane transport.
UCAUCACACUAUACAGACCGAUACUCAGAUGUCGCUCUCAUCGCUCGCUGUGCCCUCUAGUACCCACAGACGCAGCACCAGCUCGGUUGUAGGGGAAAAAGCAGACUUAGAACGAGAACGAGAAGGAGAAGACUCGACUGUCACCAUGGAACUGAUGACGACACGUUCUCGCACCUCUCUUGUGAACUCGAGCACGGGGAAUGUGAACGAGGAGGUGUCUGCUGAAAUCACCAUGCCGGCUCCCGGCUCACCGAACCUCUUCAAACUGAGAGACAGGACCAUUCUUUCAGAGGAGAAGCGCAGGCUGUGCGGCUGGGCGCUCGGCAUUGCCCUCUCCGGGAUUGUUCUGAUGAUUCUGCAAACCGAACUUUGCUGGUUCGUCUGCGGCAAGGAUUCGGUCUCUGUCUUCAUUAUCAGAUUGCUGAUCAGCCUGUCCACUGUGUGUCUGCUGGGGCUGCUGGUGGCGUUCCACUACAAAGACAUCCAGGUGUUCAUGAUCGAUCAUUCUGUGGAGGACUGGCGCAUCGCCCUCACUUCCUGCCGCGUCUUCUCCAUCUCCCUCGAGCUGGUAGUGUGUGCCCUGCACCCCGUCCCACUGGCCUGGCUCCCGGGGAGUGGAGAGGUGGGGGACGGGGAGGGGUUUAGGAGGACGGGCUGGAACUCCACGCUCCCCACCCCUCCCGCCUGCUCCCUGCCGGUCUGGGAGCUGCUGCUCAGCUCCAUGAUGUUCCUGCGUCUGUACCUGGUGCCUCGCUCCCUGCUGCUUUACAGCAAGAUCCACCAGAGUGCCUCUUACAGGAGCAUCGGCUCCCUCAACAACAUCAACUUCCACUUCCUCUUCGUGCUCAAGCUGCUGAUGAACACCCAGCCCGGCCUCACGCUGCUCGCCUUCAUCGUCUUCCUCUGGCUCACCGCCUCCUGGAUCCUCACUCUCUGCGAGAGGCAGAGUGAAGGUGCUGUGGGCAGCAUGGAAGAUACGGUGUGGCUUGUCGCCAUCACCUUCUUGACGAUCGGAUAUGGAGACCUCACCCCCAAGACCACCUGUGGGAAGACAGUCUGCCUGCUCACCGGAGUCAUGGGAGUGGGAUGCACCGCCAUGCUGGUUGCUGUCGUCUCAAAUAAACUGGUGCUCAACAAGGCUGAGAAGCACGUGCACCAGUUCAUGAUGGACACAAAGGACACCAAGAAGAUCCGCAACGCGGCAGCCAACGUCUUGAGGGAGUGCUGGCUGCUUCACAGGAGCAGCAGAGGCAGGAAACACAGCGGAGAACACAGGAGGGACCAGAGACGACUGCUGAAGGCCAUCCAAGUAUUUCGGAACGCUAGGCUCAGGCAGAGGAAGAAGAUAGAUCAUGGUAAUAAAGUGGUGGACCUCUUAAAGCACCUGCAGAGGAUAACGUGUGAUCUCAGUGUGAACUGGAGCAACUCGUACAAGGAGCUGGAGCAGAGGAUCAACUCCUUGGAGCAGAAGAUGGAUGCGCUGAGAAUAGCCUUCCAUGACAUAUCGCAGCCCCUCUCCAGAGCCGUGCAGCACAGAGCAGAGGACUACAUCCUCACGUAGAGCCCUGCGUGAGGGGCUGGGGCUGGGAGGGUGUCUGUCUCCAGCCACCCGUCUGUCUGCCUGUCUGUCCAACAAGACUCUUGUUGACCAGGAAUAGUUGGACCAGAGCAGCUGUUAUUCUAUUCUCCAAACACCAGGGGGCAGACUACAGCUUGUGAACAGCCACGGGACUCUGUGGUAAAGAAACUCAGGAAGGCCAUGUGCCUUUUUUAACAAGCAAAUCAAAUGAUUUUUUAAAAUCUUUUUUCUUUAAGAACGCAAACUGUGACGUGAACAAUUAGGGUUGAUCUGGGGUGCAUUUCCACGCUAUGACCAGGUCAUCUGGUUGUGUGUUUUCGUGAUCAGGUCACUAG